UGAACUCCUUCUGGGUGACGGUGCAGCGGACGGAGGCCGCGGAGCGAUGCGAGCUGCGCGGCACCUACGUGCUCAAGGCUGAGCGUGACAGCCUCGUCCUGAAGGACCCACGGACAAAUGAGAUCCUCUACGUCUGGCCCUACCGGCUGCUCCGGAGAUACGGCCGGGACAAGGUGAUGUUCUCCUUCGAAGCUGGCAGGCGCUGCGACUCCGGCCCAGGGAACUUCACCUUUGAGACCAAGCAGGGCAAUGAGAUCUUCCGCCUGGUGGAAGCCUCCAUCCGGGAGCAGAAAGCACAGGUGGAGGAGAACCGUCAAAGCUGUGACUCGCUGGAUUUGGACAGCCCUGGCGUGGUGCUGCUCCGCCAGGCCCUGGCCGACUCCCUGAGCCUGGAGCUGCCUGUGGAGGGGGAUGACACCCUGGCAUCCAAAGGGGGGCUGGCGCCCAGGCCUAAUGCGGUGUCAGAGGAGAGAGAUGCCACAUCUCUCCUGAAGACCCGGACUCUGCCAGAGCUCCCUGUGCCACAGGCCAAGCCCACAGUCCCAAGCACACCCCCGCGCUCCCCUCUGCCAAAGGUGCCCCACGCCGUGCUGCCGUCCGAGGACCCAUCCAGCUUGUACUCGGAGCCCCUGGACUCAGUGAAGGGCUUCCGGCCCCGGCUGGACCCGCUGUACUCGGACCCCAUAGACACCAGGCCUGCGAGCGGGGCCAGGGCGCCCAGCGGUGCCUCGGACGAGGUGAAGCUCCGGCUGCCAGCGCCGCUGUACUUGGGCACGUACAAGCAGGUCGGGGCUGAGGGAUGCAACCAGGUCCCUGCAGUGCCUGGGCGGAGGGAGCACAUCUAUGACGAGCCCGAGGGUCGCGCUCCCCGCUCGCUGCCCCCCGCCGCCUGCAUCUACGACGAAGCACGUCCCACAGGUGAGGCCUGGCGCACCCAGAGCCGUGACAGCAGGGCCGGCUACGAGUAUCCCUACAACCCCAGCACUGACGACUACUCGGUACCUGCCUUCCAGGCCAAGGCCAAGGGCCCCAAGCCGGUGCUCGCCCCCAAGCCUCAGGCUGCCUUCAUCCCUAAAGGGGCCGAGAGGAGCGGGGACCCUGGCAAGCGGUGGGGGAGUGCUGCUCUGGAGAAGGCGGUCAUCAAACCCAGCCUCAACAGCAGCAACAACAACAACGUGGAGGUGCUGUACAGCCAGGUGGUGAAGCCCCAGCAUGCGCAGAAGAAGGAGCAGUCUGUGGAUGAGUGCAGCUUGUCGCCUGUCUAUGAGGACUUAGGAGAGAUAUAG
This is a messenger RNA of Leptosomus discolor (cuckoo roller), 1286 nucleotides long. The record is from RefSeq and is a predicted model, not a curated record. NCBI's taxonomy places the organism in Eukaryota, Metazoa, Chordata, Aves, Leptosomiformes, Leptosomidae.